Molecule: messenger RNA, 264 nt
Organism: Parnassius mnemosyne (clouded apollo)
Lineage: Eukaryota; Metazoa; Arthropoda; Insecta; Lepidoptera; Papilionidae
Source: the annotation of a GenBank genome assembly
AUGAUGCAAAAUAUGUUGCCCGUCAUGCCAAUGAAGACUAAAAACUACUGGUCGCAGUACGACACGAGUUUCGAGUGCGAAAAAUGCAAGAGGAAAUACAGGCACAAGAGUACUUAUAAGCGGCACGUUACAUAUGAAUGCGGAAAAGAACCCAUGUUUAGAUGUCCAUUCUUGGAAUGUACCUACAAGGCCUACCAAAAGACUCACACAGAUGCUCACAUCAAAACGAAACAUAAAUUAACAGCUUUAGAGUAUAAACGAUGA